AUGCCUGAAACCUCCUCACCUGCACUAGGUCUGUCACCCCCACACAUGCAAGUGCGGACCUGCAACUUGUGUCGUCAGCGCAGAGUCAAAUGCGACCGUCAGGUCCCACGAUGCUCCAACUGCCUGCGGUCCGAAGGUAAAUGUGUCUACCCACCCGGUCGGGGCAGGGCGCCUAAGAGGCCAAGGCGCGGUGUGGACCCUCGGCUCCCGGAACGUCUGUCCCGCCUUGAGAGCAUCAUCAACCAGUUUGAUGCAGCUACCCAGCAGAGUCAUCAGGCUCAACAAGACUUUCACGUCCGAGAAGCGAACGAGACCCAUCCAUUUGAUCUAGACUUUAGUCGUCUUAAGGUUGAUGAGUCUAAAAGCUACUACGUGAACAAUGCCCUUUGGGUCACAUUAUCCAAUGAGGUUGAGGAACUCCGUGACCUUGUAUUUGAGCCCGCGAGCGAAGAUGAGGCCCCCGAACCGGCGCCGUCAACAUAUUCCUCGCAUUCUUCAUCCACUACCAGCACUGCCGCCAGCCGUGCUUCCUCUCAGCUGGGGCUGAAUGCCGCCAUCUUCGGCUAUGGAGCCACUGCCUCUUCCCUCCAGCAUCUCCACCCCCCUUGA
This is a messenger RNA of Penicillium crustosum, 609 nucleotides long. Its product is annotated as Zn(II)2Cys6 transcription factor domain-containing protein. The record is from RefSeq and is a predicted model, not a curated record. Lineage: Eukaryota; Fungi; Ascomycota; Eurotiomycetes; Eurotiales; Aspergillaceae. Bases 1 to 609 code for a protein of 202 amino acids. The transcript is spliced from 3 exons. Gene Ontology annotation, biological process: regulation of DNA-templated transcription. Gene Ontology annotation, molecular function: DNA-binding transcription factor activity, RNA polymerase II-specific; zinc ion binding.